Molecule: messenger RNA, 1074 nt
Organism: Fibroporia radiculosa
Lineage: Eukaryota; Fungi; Basidiomycota; Agaricomycetes; Polyporales; Fibroporiaceae
Exons: 5
Coding region: 1-1074 (357 amino acids)
Molecular function (GO): oxidoreductase activity, acting on NAD(P)H
Source: RefSeq, a predicted model, not a curated record
AUGUCCGCCACUCAGAAAGCCCUUCUCCUUGGGGCAAAGCAGGGGACCUUCUCCAUUUCAACAAUUCCUAUCCCACAGCCCGGACCUGGACAGCUGCUGUUGAAAAUACAUGCUGUAGCGUUGAAUCCGGUUGAUUGGAAGGUUCAGGUGAAUGGGAUCAUUGUCACAGACUAUCCUGCGGUGCUCGGGACGGAUAUUUCGGGGACGGUCGAGAAGCUUGGCGUUGGAGUCGAAGAUUUUGAAGUAGGUGAUAAAGUAUGUACGCAAGGCUACUUCCAUAACGAGCACGCAGGUUUCCAGCAAUAUACGCUCGCAAACGCAGAUAUUACUGCAAAGCUACCCCCUAAUGUCUCGUUUGAAGGAGCUGCAACUCUCCCGGUUGGUCUCGCUACUGCGGCCCUUGGGCUUUACACUGAAAACCUGCCUCAAAAUGUGGAUUUUGGUAGUGCUGGGCUGACACCACCGUGGGUAGCAGGGGGAGAACAAAAGUACGCACGGAAGCCAAUUGUUGUUAUAGGCGCCUCUAGUUCAGUUGGACAAUGUGUCGUUCAACUUGCCAGACUCUCGGGAUAUUCUCCAAUCAUUGCAACUGCCUCCUUGCACAACACCGAUCACCUUCUAUCCUUAGGCGCGACACAUGUUCUCAGCCGCAACUUGAACCCUGCCGCUUUACAAUCUUCCAUCAAAGAGAUUACGACCGAGCCUCUGGAUCUGAUCUACGAUGCUAUUUCCCUUCCCGAGACUCAGAAUCUCGCAUACGAGUUACUGGAACCUGGUGGAUGUCUCAUAAUCGUAUUAUUUCCCAAGAUUCGCAUCGAUCCAUCUACAGGAGGACAGAAAGAGAAGCGUGUCGAGAAAGCGUUCGGACAAGUUAACUUCCCCCCUGAGAACCGAAAUGCUGCACGGGGUCUGUAUAAAAAUUUAACGAAGUACUUGGAAACCGGCUUGAUCCAGCCUAAUCGCGUUGAAGUUCUCCCUGGUGGUCUGGAAGGCAUCGUUAGUGGUUUGGACAGAUUGCAGAAUGACAAUGUCAGCGGUGCGAAGCUUGUGGUGCGUCCACAGGAGACGGCCUAA